CCCGUACUGCUUGCGGGCUGCCGGGCGACAUCUGCGAAGUAGCGUGCGAUACGUCUGCUCCGUUCUGCUUGUAGGAGGCUAAGAUAACGGUUAUGCUUUUUACUGAGAGAUGCAAUGCCUGCCAAACGUUAUUUGGAGUCUUAAAUGCAGUGGGAGGGCACGUUUGGGCUGCAGUUGGAAAAUCGGUGUAUCUUUUCCGUGUUCCUAUUUGCUUUUGCAGUAUGGAUUUAUAAAUACGUGUCUGAAGUCUUUGGUGGUUGAUAAGUAUGGUGAAGAAAUAUGGGAAAAAUUAAGACUCCAGGCUGGGGUUCAGGAUAGUUUCUUGACUUUUGGAGUUUACAAAGAUGAGAUCACGAUGCAACUUGUUGACAAAGCCUGCAAAAUAUUAGGUGUUCCUGCUGAUAUGGUUCUGAGAGAGUUUGGAGAGUAUUUCUUUGAAUUUUGUAAACGUUCAGGAUAUGACCACAUGCUGAGAACACUGGGUGGAAAUUUGUAUGAGUUCAUAGAGAACCUGGAUGCAUUACACAGCUACCUGUCCCUGUCUUACCAGGAGAUGAAUGCACCAUCUUUUAGAGUAGAAAAGAAUGAAGACGGGUCAAUGCAUUUACAUUACUAUUCAGAUAGAAGAGGUCUGUACCAUAUUGUGCCAGGAAUCAUCGGUGCAGCAGCUCUGGAUUUUUUUAAUAUUGAGAUUUCAAUGGAAAUAGUCAAUCAAACGGAAGAAGAAGAAAGAACUGGGAAAAAAGAGCAUAUUGUUUUUCUCGUCACUCAAAACCCUGUACUUUCAUAUAAAGAAAGAAAGAAAUUUUCUUUCUCACCUCAAUAUCUCGCUGACUCUGAAAAACAAAAUGAUACUCAAUUGAACGAUAAGGAUCUUGAGAAAUCAGAGAACGCUAUUAGAGGAGGCUCGGUUUGUCCUGUCAAGAAAAGUCACUGGAAAACAAUAAGAGGAAUAAUCACAUUAGGAAAAGGUAAACUCCUGAGAGGGUUUGACCCUGUUUAUCCCAAGACUCUCUGGAUUGACACAAAAACAUUUUGCAAUGGGCUUCCUUUUCAUAUGGUUUUUGACAAAGAGCUCAGAGUGAAGCAAGCUGGGGUGAGCAUUCAAAAGAUCGUACCUGGCCUUCAGACCAUGGGCAUCUGCCUGGAUCACUAUUUCAGUAUCGUUCACCCAGAAGUACCCUUCACCAUCUCUAGCAUUCAGAAAUUUAUCAACAGCCAAUUUGUUUUCCAGACCAAGAGAGAAAUGAUGCCAGAGUCAUGGAAACAACGGCCAAUGCUAGAGCUGAGAGGCCAGAUGAUCUGGAUGGAGUCUCUGCAGUGCAUGCUCUAUCUCUGCUCACCUUUACUUCGCACUUUACAUGAGCUGGAGGAGCGACAGAUGCAUAUUGCAGACAUUGCACCUCAUGACGUGACCAGGGAUUUGAUUCUUCUCAAUCAGCAGCGACUGGCAGAGAUGGAGCUCUCUAACCAGCUGGAGAGGAAGAAGGAAGAACUGCGGGUACUGUCAAAGCACCUGGAAGAAGAGAAGAAAAAGACUGAAGCUCUGCUCUACGCCAUGCUUCCUCAACAUGUAGCAAACCAGCUGAAAGAGGGGAAGCGAGUUGAGGCAGGAGAAUUCCAGGAGUGCACCAUAUUAUUCAGUGAUGUUGUGACCUUUACCAACAUUUGUGCCCAAUGUGAGCCUAUUCAGAUAGUUCUCAUGUUAAAUUCAAUGUACCUGCAGUUUGACAGACUGACCACAGUGCAUGAUGUAUACAAGGUGGAGACAAUUGGAGAUGCCUACAUGGUAGUAGGUGGAGUCCCUGUGCCUGUAUCCACUCAUGCUGAGCGAGUUGCUAACUUUGCCUUGGGGAUUAUUAUAGCAGCUAAAGGAGUACAGAACCCAGUUUCUGGAAAUCCAAUCCAAAUUAGAGUUGGGAUCCAUACAGGUCCUGUCUUGGCUGGAGUUGUUGGAGAAAAGAUGCCUCGUUAUUGCUUGUUUGGAGACACAGUGAAUAUAGCUUCCCGCAUGGAGAGUCAUGGUGUCCCAAGUAAAAUUCAUCUAAGCUCCAGUGCCUAUCACUGUCUAAAAUACAAAAAUUUUGAGAUGACAGAAAGAGGAGAAAUAGAAGUGAAAGGCAAAGGAAAGAUGCAUACAUACUUCCUCGUUAGAAAUAAAACUGCAUGUGAGAAUGAGAUUAUGGGAAGGCCAAUAAAAGACUUAGAUUCUGGCCGUGAAUCUGCUCAGUCCUUUCAAGAAGACAGGGCUGAGAUGGUGCCGAGUUCUCAUCAGACAGUUACUCAUAAUCAGCCAGAGAAGGACCAGACCACAGCCAUUGCAAUGAAGUAUCUUGACGCGCCCACAGAUGCACAAAACAGCCUCAAAAGAAGAAAUCAAGCAAAAAUUGCAGAUUUAACAGGCAAAAGUUACAAUUCAAAAAGCUAUGGGAGUCUCCCUGGAAACCAGCAUUCAGAUGAUGCUCCUUGUCCUCUAAACAGGGGAAGAGUCAAACCAGAUACUGAAGAGCCACAGAUUAGAAACGUUCGCUCCAAUUUUUGCAAUUUGCUCUAAGUUUCUGACUUUUUACAUUAAUCAGAGCAUUUUUAUUAUUAUUUAGUCAUUUUCUUUUUUGGGACCAAUUUUCUAUAUGAAAUUCUACAUCAUUUUGUUAAAAACCAAAAAGACAGAAAAGACAUUUCAUCACAAUGUUCAGCAAAAAGAAUGGAACGUGAUUUUUUUUUAACCAAUCUGCACAUGUCAUAUGAUACUCCCAGUGGAGAGUGAAACCACCACAAGAUAUGUUGAAGAUGCAUUUUUCAGCUUCUCCCAUUUCUUUGAAUAUCUCUACGUAAAAAUGACUGGUAUCUCACGCAGCAAUAGGGGAAGAGGUGAGUCAUGCAACUAGAAAUGUUCAUAAGCAAGCAAGCAAGCAGUUGCACUAAAAGAAACAUUCCCUGAAGUGACCAUCUGUCUUGACUUCAGCACAGCCAACAACCUCCUUGAGUAAGGUCAGCAGAAUUUGAUCUAUUCUAUCUAUUUAACUAUGUUGACAAUUAAUCUCUACUGAGUCUUUUGCUGAGGAAAAGCACUAUGCAGUAAAAGUGCAGAAUAAAUUUCUAUAUAACAUAGCUUAUAUUUUUAUCCUGAGGAGACAAUACUGCCUACUUUGUGGCACGUAACAAUAAAAAACAUAAAACAAUCUAUGAUCUUUGAAUCAGCUGUGUAUGCUGUACUUAGAAGAUUUAAGAAGGAAAUACACAUUGUGAAAUUAAGUGAUACUGAAUUCAUCUCAACACUGAAGGCCUGUUCAAGGCCAAUGAGCUAUCAGAGACCUUCCAACAAGCUUCAAGUUUAUUUCCUAUGGUCUCACUUCAGCUAAACAAAAAUAAGGCUUCAGAACUACACAGGGAGUAUAUCAAUGCUGAAAUUAAUGCUGCUAACAUCACUGAAAAUAACAGUGUUAAGGAUUAGCAUCGCUUACCUGGUGUCAUAGGCUCCCUUGCUGAGUUACUUCCAUUCUGAUAUAUUCUUAGAUUGCACCUAAUCAGAAAUAGCAGACAAAAAGAGUUCAGCUGUCAAGGAUGUAAGAUAGGGGAGCAAAAUAUAACUGAUAAAAAGACUGUGGACAGUCUGGCAUAUCAUAAAUCAUCCUCUUGUUCCUGUAUGUGGAGCUUGUAGUAGAUGGAAUGUACUGUGUUUUGGGUGAGUUUGACACGUGGUGCACCCUGCACACUGAUGUAUUAUCAUUGUGCGUGGAUUCAUUGUGUUAAGUAUACAAACAUGAGACCCAUUUGAACUUCCAGCAAGAACCCAGUGGACAAGUCUAUAAUGUGACUCCUCUGUUACAGUCUGGAGCAUCACAUUUCUGCCUCUGUGUCUGUGGCAGGAGCAAAGCCUUUUAAACACCAGAUGGAGAGGUAAGACUGAUGAAAGAAAUUGCCUCCUCUCUAUAGUACAGCAAGAUGAAAUUUCACCUGGUUAGGUUCUUUUUUAAAAUCCAUUAGACAGUAGCUGUUUUGACUGGGUGCUCUGUGGCUCUAUGAACAAACAGUGCAUGCAGACCAAUAUAGGAGGACGUGUAGGGUGAAACUGUCUGUGCUGCUCUCCACACAUUGGAUAUUUCAGAGGGCUUGCUCUUGUGGUAGCACACACAAAAUGCCUGUUAGCUUUUUGAGCACCUUACAAGUGCAUCUCUCGGCUUAUUUUCAUCUAGAAGAGAUCCAUUUGUGUGCUUUGAGACCACUGUAUGAUUUAAAAUGAAGUUCAGUUAGUAAGCAAAACUAGAAAUUCACUUAGAAAUGUAUUCUGGACACUGACUGAAACGCACUUAUAACUGCACCCUUUAAAAGCUUAGCACUUUCAGCAGUAAAACUGGGCAGCAUCAGUCUAGGAGAAUGGAAUUUUCUGACUGUCAGCAUUUAUUAAUGGUUUUAUUUAGAUGGAGUUUUCUAUCUAGACAUUGUUCAUUAUUGUGGAGAGGCUGAUGUAUGCUGUAGAGUGAAUAUACAUCUAAGCAUUACUAUUAUUAAACUGGGUACGAAGUUUCCGAACACUUGAUGGUGUUCUGCCCUCAGACACGAAAUGCCUGCAUUUCACCUUCAGACUUGGCAACUCCACCCCAUGUGGCACAGCUUCUGUUGUUCACGGCUUUGUAUUUUCAUGUUACCAACCUUAAAAACAGCUUUCCUAAGGAAGGCCAAUGCCUGAUUUCUUUCUCAUUCGCAGUGGUGUAAAUCUGCAGUAACAGUUAAGUCAGCACUAUCCCACUGAUUUAACUUGAAAAUUGACAAAAUUUUCUUGCCUUCAGCCUACAGAUGCAUUUCACACUGAUGAAACCAAGAACUUGUCAUUUAACAAAUGGCAGUGAUGGACUCCAUCUUCUUCUGCAUUUGUGAUGGGUACAUAAAGCCACAUAGCCCCAAACACACGUGUUACACAGGAGGAAACACCUCAGUUGCCAGUUAGCGCAGGAGGGAACUUCUUGCUGUCCCAGCUGCUUCUGCAGGCUGUACCUGCAUGGCUGAAUCACUUAUUCUCUCUUUAGAAGGGAGAAUUUUUGAUUGGAAGCACUCUUAGCCCAACAGGCCUUGCCAUCAGUGACUAGGAUGUGCUGUAUGUUAGAGAGUUUAGGUAUGAAUCCUCUAUGGGAGGAAGGCAGAAAUGGUUCAUGGCUUAAUUGCUGUCUGCAUUACUUUGCCCAAAUUUUAACACUUGCUUUGCUUAUACCUGUCCUUUCUGCACUGAACAAUCUAUGAAUAUUUAAUAUUGGAAUGUUUUAAUUGCCAGUAAGUGCACCAUGGUCAGAUACUUUACGCUGUACUUUAGUACAUUUGAUGUGCUCAGUGGUUUCUCUGUGGCCUCUGCUACUGUCUGGUCUUCUGCUUCCCUGCUGGAGAUGUGGAUCUUAGUCAAAUCUGAACAUCUUGAACUGCUUUUAAAAAUACCUGUGCAUUGAUUGUCCUGUGUUCUUAAAUCUGUAAAUACUGCUAAAGAUGUCAAUAAUGCAGAACUAUCAUUCAAAAAUAAAUGUUUCAAUUAACAGACCAAUUGUCAUUUGUCAAUGGCUAGUUCGAUUUCUUUCCUUCUUUUCCACCGUUUUUAGUUCUUCUGUCCUUAUGAAUAUAAAAAAAAGUUAAGACCGUGACACCUCCAAUAAACAUAAAGUUUAAUUUCUUGACUAUACACAGUGAUACGUAUUUUUGUGGCAUCAGAAUCAGCAGCCUGGUACGGUUAACACUGCCAUAUGCUAAUACGUGUGCUAACACGCAGUGACUGACCUGCACUGAACUGACACAGGAAGGAUGGGAGAACAGAAUUCACACUGCUGCUUUGAGAAGGUUGAGGCAGACAGGAUUUAAAAGGUGAGAUUUUUGAAAGCUGUCUGGAGCACAUGGAUUCCCAAAUCCCAUUAAAUCGUGUUCAAGCAUGAAUUUUCAAAAGCACUUGGGGUACCUUUAGAGGUCUAGAGGCCAGCUUUUCAAAGACACUUGUUUCUCUGUUAAGUGAAACCAGCUGGAUUUAGGUACUUUACACACAUCUAGUUUCUUGCAAUUGAGCUUUCAUUAAAACAUUUAAAAAGCAUUUCCUUGUGCAUGCUUUCAGAAAAGAGCUGUUAGCAAACUUUCCUAACUGUAACCUAAUUUGCUGUGAGGCUUUGAUUAAAAACACUUCUAACAUUACAAUGCAGCUCCGUAUGGAGUCAAGCUGAAAAUAAAAUCCACAAAUGAAGUAGCAGUGAAACUGAAAAGAUUAUUUAAUUGGGAAUGUAUUAAAAAAUGUUCUUGAAUAUAUAAAACAAUUUCAAAAUAAAAGAGUCUGAUAUUUUUUUUACACAUGUAUAAAACAUCACUGAAAGUCAAGAA
Messenger RNA from Meleagris gallopavo (turkey), 6345 nucleotides. NCBI's taxonomy places the organism in Eukaryota, Metazoa, Chordata, Aves, Galliformes, Phasianidae. The record is from RefSeq and is a predicted model, not a curated record.